UAUUGUUUUGAACGUAUGGUUUUGAAAAAAAAAAAUACUACAACGAAUUGCGAAUUUCUAAAUAAUUCAAGUUAAUUGUUAAGUGUUAUAAAAGUAUAGCUGCAUUAAAAAUGAAAAAUAAUGUGAGUUUAAUACUAACACUUUCAACAUGUAUGAUUUACUGUGUUAUGCUAACAGUGACUCAGCCGGUAAAACACAUCGUCCACGACAAUCUGUUCGACACCACAAACCAUAAAUAUUCGGACUAUUUAACGGCAGACGAAAUAAGUAAGUUAUUCCAACCCAUUUUCGACAAUCAACAACCCGAUAAAACCGCUAAAAUUACAAUAGAACAACUAGAAGAAGUUUUCAGCUGUUCGCAAGACAAAAAUGAGAAUUUAGAAAAAUUCAAACAAUUUGUAAAUGAUUACAUGAGCCAGGGAAAUAAGAAGAUUAGCUUUGAAGAGUUAUUGAUCCUGUUAAACGAGUAUAACAAAUCUCAAAAACUAGAGAAAACAAUUCCAUUAAGUACAACGAAUUCAGAAAAUGUACAGUUACGCCGAAAGAAGCAAAAAAACUGGUCAAUGGACUCUGACGAAGAAGUCGAUCAUCUCGUUGACACUCUAAACUAUGAUAAUUCAUAUGGUCAUGUUUUUUAUGGAGAUUUACAUAAGGAAGGUUCUAAUGCUGUUGUCAAUAUGAGCGUUGGGAAUAAGAACCCAUAAUUUGUAGUACUAA
Messenger RNA from Adelges cooleyi (spruce gall adelgid), 717 nucleotides. RefSeq lists its product as uncharacterized. The record is from RefSeq and is a predicted model, not a curated record. The transcript has 4 exons. NCBI's taxonomy places the organism in Eukaryota, Metazoa, Arthropoda, Insecta, Hemiptera, Adelgidae. Bases 111 to 704 code for a protein of 197 amino acids.